AUGGACGUGAGAUUUUAUCCUGCACCCCCUUCAAGCGUAGGCUCAUGUUCAUUACCUACUGACUCCAGCCUCAGUUCUCUGGACUAUUACCACUGCAACAAGAACAGAUACACUGUAGGAGAACGAGGUCUUAGGCUCUACGGUGGUAUGCCCUUGAGGCCCAACCCUGACGGGAAAAGACUGCCCUCUACAGGGUUUGAUGCUGACAACAUGUAUAUGAAUGACAGCAGUCAGGAUUUCCUCUCUCCCAGUCAGCAGAACUACUCUGGGCAGGGAGGGGGCAGUGGAAAUGGAGGCGGAGGGGGUGACGAAGAUUAUGAGAUCCCCCCUAUUACCCCCCCAAACCACCCAGAACCCCCACUGCUACACCUGAUGGACCCAGAGUCCAGUUACCUGUGUCACUCUCUGCCCCAUAACGGCCUGAUCAACCCUUACUCUUACCCAGAGCUGCCCGCGCUCAUGAUGUCCAACAUGCUAGCACAGGAUGGCCACUUGCUCUCCGGCCAGAUGCCAUCGAUACAGACGGUGACUGGGCAAGAUGGUUCUCGCUAUCCAUCAGCUCGCCCCGCCCCCAUGCUAAACAGGUCUCCUAGGAUACCGCCCCACCCAAUGAGCGCACUGUCCCAACUCAGCUCUCAGAUUGGCCGGGGCACCCGUAUGCACGGUUCCCCCUCGCCUCCAGGGAGUCAGUCAGCCACGCCCUCCCCCUCAAGCUCCGCCCAGGAAGAGGAAGCAGAUUAUCACUCCAAGAUAACAGGGGAGAAGCGGCCCUCCUCUGAGAUGACGAAGCCCAAGCCCAAACCACAGAAGAAGAAGAAGAAGAAGGAUCCGAACGAGCCUCAGAAGCCCGUGUCUGCCUACGCUCUCUUCUUCAGGGACACACAGGCCGCCAUCAAAGGCCAGAACCCCAACGCAACCUUCGGAGACGUCUCCAAAAUCGUCGCCUCCAUGUGGGACAGUCUGGGAGAGGAACAGAAACAGGCGUAUAAGAGGAAAACAGAAGCUGCCAAGAAGGAGUACCUGAAGGCUCUAGCAGCAUACCGAGCCAGCCUGGUUUCCAAGACCUACAAUGAUCCUGUGGACAGUAAAACUGGACAGUCGAGCCAACCAUCCCACAUGCUCCCCCCAACCCCCCCCCUAUACAGCGUCCCUCCCCAGCCCUCCUCUCCAUACCUGGGUCCCAGCCCCUUCCCCCUGUCUGACCUGCAGAGCUACCCGGGCGCCCCCCGCCAUGGCCUGCCUCGCUCGGCCAUGCUCCCCACCCUCAGUGCCUCCCCGCCAGCCUCCUUCCAGAUCAGCCCCCCCCUCCACCAACAGCUCUCCCUGCACCAAGGCUCCCUCCUCAACCAGCCAAUCCGCAUGCAGCAGGUCCAGUCACAGCCAAUCAUCCCUCACCAGAUGGGUCUUCAGCCCCCUCUCCACUCCCCGCCCCCAGGACAGCAGGGCUUCUCCCACCUACCGUCGGAGUAUCAGAAGAGUGUUGGGGGAUCCCAGUCUCCCGGAGGCCCGAACCCUGGGGGCCAGAACCCAGACUGGGACAGUGAAUACUGUAACCGGGAGUGUGGAGGAAAUCACUGCAGCAUGACGCCCAGGGAUAAGCCACUCUACCUCACUUGA
Molecule: messenger RNA, 1617 nt
Organism: Chanos chanos (milkfish)
Lineage: Eukaryota; Metazoa; Chordata; Actinopteri; Gonorynchiformes; Chanidae
Gene: tox2
Product: TOX high mobility group box family member 2
Biological process (GO): regulation of transcription by RNA polymerase II
Cellular component (GO): nucleus
Molecular function (GO): chromatin DNA binding
Source: RefSeq, a predicted model, not a curated record